AUGGGUAUGGUGUUAUCUGAGUCCCUAAAGACCAUCUACUUAAAGUUCUCAUUGUUCCUCUCCUUCUCUUAUGGCUUCAGAAAGCUUUUCUCAACCACCCCCACUGUUAGUCAAGAACUUUUCUGGAAUUACAAAGUAGAAACAAACACCAGUGAUAGCCAUCUUCUGGAUGGGUCUUUUGGAACCCAAACUAUCCACGUCAAUGCCUUACGAGGUAUGGUCAGCAUCCGGGACAACAAUGUUCUGAGUGAAUGGGAUGGAUCCAUGAACUACAAGAAUGGCCUGCUGGCAGCUAAGCUGUUUGAUAAGAUGGCCUGUGUCCUGGUCAAGAUGGACCAAGCUGUCUUCCCAACUUUGGAUGAAAUUAUCAGGGCCCUGGGCCAGCAGGAUUCAAAGCAAUACCCAUCUACCCGAGGCCUAACAUACACCGUUUUACCCAGCCGGGUCAAGAAUGUAGCCCAGUAUGGAAUGCCCAUCAAGGAUAUGUGCAGAGCGGUCCCCACCUACUUUGCCCAUCAACAAAAAGAAGGUGGGGCACUGGCAGUUGACCCUGAUUCCUGUUUUGAGAUCCAACUUCUGUCCUUUAUGGGGCUCGCCAUCUGUGGUGAGAUCCCUGGCCUCUGA
Messenger RNA from Chrysochloris asiatica (Cape golden mole), 624 nucleotides. Its product is annotated as gastrokine-3-like. The transcript has 6 exons. The record is from RefSeq and is a predicted model, not a curated record. Gene Ontology annotation, biological process: regulation of cell population proliferation. Bases 1 to 624 code for a protein of 207 amino acids. Lineage: Eukaryota; Metazoa; Chordata; Mammalia; Afrosoricida; Chrysochloridae.